CAAUGUCAUUGACCGAGUUAUCACACGUAAGGAUUCGUUAAAUGGGAUUGUGUUAUUAUAAUUGAUUUUUAGUUAAUUACGUUAAGAAGAUAUCACAAACAGUUGUUAAGAUGUGGCUCGACCAGGCGGACGGUUUCGCGGAGAUAUUUAAAGGCUAUUUGCCUUACUAUUUACUCGUAGUUUUUCCUAUUUUUAUUAUAAUGUCCCCUGUGAACCCUGUUGCCGCAUCCCAUGAAUUUUCAGUAUACAGAAUGCAACAAUAUGAUCUACACAAUGUUCCCCACGGUUGCCGAAGCUCCAGUUUCAACUUGGAAGGCCGUUCCUUGAGCUCAUGGGGAACCUCUCGUCAUUGCAUUGUCGCACGCCUUCAAGAUAUCUCAGUGGACCAGUUUGUAGAAACAAGAAAUAAGGCUGGUGCCCUUGUAUUGGUCUUACCAAAGAACGUCACUUUACUCACUGAUGAAGAAAAAGAGCACAUGACACUCCUAGAGAUGGCAAUGAUGCAGCAAGAGAUCAACAUUCCCGUGUACUUUGCAAACUGGUCACCGGAGUUUGAAGACAUCAUCGCCGAUCUCCAACAUAGCUUCAUCACCGAUGAUAAAUCCGGAACGGCUUUAGAGGCCAUGUUCAAUACCGUGUCCUCAAACGGAUAUCAGAUAGUCGUAUCAACGUCGUCGCCUCACAAGCUGGAAUCCAAGCCGGUCACUCUUCACGGCAAGCUGUUUGGCCGAGCUGGGAACACUCAGACCAUAGUCAUAGCAGCUCACUACGACGCCAACAGCUUAGUGCCGGAGUUGUCAACCGGUGCUGAUUCCAACGCGUCCGGCGUCGCGGCUCUGUUAGAGUUGGCGCGAAUCUUCUCUCGCCUCUAUUCGGUCAGCUCUGACAGAGGCGGCCCUUCGAUAUUGUUCGUCCUAACCUCUACCGGACACUCUCUCAACUAUUUCUCUACUAAGAAGUGGCUCGAAGAACAGUUGGAUUCGACUGAUGCGACUCUCUUACAGGACGUGUCGUUCAUCAUGUGUCUGGACUCUAUAUCAUCUGGGCCUCUGUCAAUGCACGUGUCGAAGCCUCCCAAGCCGUGGACGCCGGCCAACUCCAUAAAGUCCCGGCUUCGAGUCCCGGUCGUUCAUAAGAAGAUCAAUUUGGCCGACGAGACCCUCGCCUGGCAUCACGAGAGGUUCAGCAUCAAGCGCAUGACGGCCUUCACCGUUAGCUCGCUGCAGAGUCACAGGGAUCCAUCUCGCAGCUCAAUCCUGGACACUGCCAGUGAGGGCUCACUGAACACCCUGUAUACAAACGUGGUGGAAAUAUCCCGGGCCCUCGCCUCCCACGUGUACAACCUGACAGACGAACACAUUCAAACGCAUCUAUACGACGAGGCCCUGGGUGUUGACAUGGAAUCCAUCAAGCUGUGGUACAACUAUUUGUCCUCUCAGCCGCGAGCGCCUCACAUCGUCACGACCAGUCAGAACGGAGGUGUGACCGGAGCCUUAGAGCGAGCGUUGGCGAAGUACGUGGAGGUGUCCGUCAGUGUGCACGCGACCGACCGCCGUGAGCCCGAACACGCGCUCUACGGACCCACCAGGGCGCUGUUAUAUGUAUACAGUGUGAAACCCGCUGUAUUCGACCUUAUCCUGACCCUAGCGAUCGUGGCGUACCUCACAGUUUUGUAUUUCGCUAUGCAAGUGUUCCCACGUUUCUAUGAAGAAUACGCGAAAAUAGUGACAGGGAAAGCCAAGGUUCAUUAAAUAUCAACCCUAACAUAUACAAAAUAAAAUUCAUAAUCGCGUGUGUACAACGUGCGACACAAAUAUCAAUGUAAUGUACGUCGUAAUAUCAUAUUACCGACAAAUCCGAGUUGUACGCUGUACAAACAAAUCGUCGCCCUAGAUGUUAUAUAAUAUUUAAUAAAUAUAUAUUUAGCUUAUGUACAAUGUGCGACGCUCUUUAAAUCUGUAUGAAAUAGUUUUUUAAAGUACAAUUAGUGAUUGAAAAACCAAACGCAUGUUGUACAUUGUAUCUAAGCGAGUGAACAAAUGAGAAUUAGUUUAUAAAUCUGAAGCAUUGUAAUUUGUACUUUAUAUACAAGACAUAGAUGUCAUAUUAGAAGCGCUUGGUGUAUAAGGUUUAUUUAUUUAAAUUAUAUAAUGUGUAAGCAGACGGUGUAUUGUAAUGGUUGUUAAAAUUAUUUUAUCUUAUUACACAAAAUAUUUUAAAACAAAUCUCAUAUAACUAAUUUAACAGAUUAUAUAUCUGAGCGUUUACAAAAACUUUAUAUUCAAUCAAAACAAUAUUUAUUAUCUAUAUACAAGGUUAUGGAAGAGAAACAAAAUGGCGACCUGUGAUUGACUCAUGCUGAGCCAUCGUGUACCAAUAAGUAUAUAAAUUGUCCCUCAACUAAUAUCUGAUCAUUUUCCGUUGUUACAUUUCGACUAUUCUAUAUACAUUGUAAAUGAAAAAAAAGACAUUAAUUUUUUUUUUUAUUAAUUUUAAAACAUAAUUUUUAACAUACGCCCUUUAUUUCGACUCGUGAUAAAUGUUUAUGAACAUGUCCAAUAAAUACCUGUUACAUACAUAUAAGUGAAUUUUAACAACACAGAGAGUAUUGUUAUUAAGAUAAAUAUGGAUUAUAUGCAAGAAAUAUUAACGAUGUUAACUGCUAUGUAAUAUAUAUAUGGUAUUCCGAACAUAGCACAGAACAUAUAUAAACAUAUAUAUAUAUAUACACCCACACACACAUUGGUGUCCGGACGUCCCACAGUUCCUUAUAAAUGUAUUGAAUAAAUACAGUUGAAGCAAUAAAAUCAUAUCAUUAAGAAAUAUUGUGUGAGCGACAACGAAACACGAUAAACUACGUAAACAAAACUUAAAACUCGAUACAUUUUUAACGGCAUUUUAUAAUCGAACGAUGCUAUUUAAUUUAUGUUUACAGAAUUUAUCUCGUCUCGUUGUCAUUCUACACAUAUUAAGUUUUAACAAGUUUAUAUUCCGUAUCAAACACUGAGUUACCCUUUGUGCUGUAUUGAAUCAUUUUCAGUACAAAUGCCUUAUUUUAUACACACAUCUCCAUCAGUUCACGUUUUGUGUGAUGCGAGUCGCACGUUAUUCUCGUGCUGUGUUUUACCUCUUAGUAAAUACAACGAUCGUUUUAGUCCUGACUAGUUGUUCUUGUGUUAAUUCUAGAGCCGUUACGGAAGGAUCGAUUUUUUUUUUUAUCUAUUUAAUUAUUUAUCUCCGGUGGAUCGUUCCGUUCCCGGAAGCUUUUUUUUUUCGUAUUAUCUGUUUUAAGUCAUGAUUACAUUAUUUUUUUUGUUGUUACGAAUGUGUUAUUAGUUUUAAGAUGUAAAUUUUAAGAUCGGGUUAAAAUGUUUGUUAGGUAGCAGUAGGAACAAACAUGUUGUGAUUGUAAGAGAAAAUGUAGGUACAUGCAUGGAUUUGAAUAAAAGUUUUCGGUUGCUAAA
This is a messenger RNA of Danaus plexippus (monarch butterfly), 3464 nucleotides long. RefSeq names its product BOS complex subunit ncln. The record is from RefSeq and is a predicted model, not a curated record. Gene Ontology annotation, cellular component: endoplasmic reticulum membrane. Gene Ontology annotation, biological process: regulation of signal transduction. The coding region runs from base 111 to 1751 and encodes 546 amino acids. The transcript has 10 exons. Lineage: Eukaryota; Metazoa; Arthropoda; Insecta; Lepidoptera; Nymphalidae.